Molecule: messenger RNA, 1143 nt
Organism: Penicillium subrubescens
Lineage: Eukaryota; Fungi; Ascomycota; Eurotiomycetes; Eurotiales; Aspergillaceae
Gene: snf4
Product: AMP-activated serine/threonine-protein kinase regulatory subunit SNF4
Exons: 6
Coding region: 1-1143 (380 amino acids)
Source: RefSeq, a predicted model, not a curated record
AUGACGAAGGCGGAAGACACUCUGCCUCACCUCUCCGGGGUCUUCACUUCCCUCGGUCACGCGCCUUUCGUGCAGCCAUCCUCGUACCUUCGCCCUCCAAUGGCCUCCCAACCAGAGAGACCAAUCGAUGUCGAAGAGCGACAGGGCCUGCGUGCCAUUCGCAAUUUCCUCAAGGUCCGCACUAGUUAUGACGUUCUCCCACUCAGUUUUCGCCUGAUUAUCUUCGACACCGGGCUUUCCGUGAAAGAAAGCUUGAACAUUCUCAUUCAAAAUGGCAUGUCGCACUUCCUCCCCCAUACUCCUCAUGUUCCUCGGGAAAAUUUAUCGGAGAACGCAUUCGAGACAAUUGAGACACCCGCUGACCGCAAGGGCAAUGAUCGGGAGUUUGCCGGUCUUCUGACCACGUCCGACUACAUCAACGUCAUUCAAUACUAUUUCCAGAACCCGGCCGCGCUCGACCAAAUUGACCAGUUCCGACUAGAUAGCUUGCGUGAGGUGGAAAAGGCAUUGGGCGUCGCGCCACCCGAGACCAUCUCCAUUGACCCCGAACGUCCCCUUUACGAAGCUUGUCGACGCAUGCUCGAGUCUCGUGCUCGCCGUAUCCCUCUCGUUACGAAUGACAGUCAAACCGAUCGAUCCCACGUCCUCAGCGUCAUUACCCAGUAUCGAAUCCUCAAGUUUGUCGCCGUCAAUGUCGGUGAUACGCAGAAGCUGCGCCGUCCGCUGCGGGAGCUGUUGCUUGGCACAUAUGAUAAUAUCGCCACGGCGUCGAUGGAUACUCCGGUCAUCGAUGUGAUUCAUAUUCUGGUCGAGCGCAGUAUUUCUAGCGUGCCGAUUUUGAAUUCAGAGGGUGUUGUGUACAAUGUGUUUGAAGCGGUCGAUGUCAUUGCACUCAUUCGGGGCGGUACCUACGAUGAUCUAGGUCUUACCGUGGGCGAGGUGCUGAAGAAGCGUUCGCCGGAAUUCCCCGGAAUCUACACUUGCUCGCUGAACGACGGUCUAGAUACCAUCUUUGACACCAUCCGCAAAUCUCGGGUCCACCGUCUAGUCGUUGUGGAUGAGCAUUUCAAGCUCAAGGGAGUGCUCACUUUGAGUGAUAUCCUCCAUUACAUUCUCCUCGAGGGAGAAAAUGACGAAGUAUGA